This is a messenger RNA of Acanthosepion pharaonis, 1452 nucleotides long. The record is from the annotation of a GenBank genome assembly. NCBI's taxonomy places the organism in Eukaryota, Metazoa, Mollusca, Cephalopoda, Sepiida, Sepiidae.
AUGUGGUAUUACUGCCUUGCUUGGGGUGAUUCCGAUUUAAAAAAAAUAUCUAUCUAUCUAUCUAUCUAUCUAUCUAUCUAUCUAUCUAUCUAUCUAUCUCAUUUUCCCAUAUAUACCUUGUGCCAGACUAGUUUUAAUUCUAAAAAAUAUCCAUUUGUUGGAAUACAAUUCAACACGCCUGACGCGUAUUUUCUGGUGUCCUCUCUCCCCGCCUCUCUCUCUCUCGCGCGCGUGCACACAUUAUCUCCCUGUAUCUCCCCUCGUUCUCUCUCUAUCUCACUCUCUCUGGCGUUCUAUCUAUCUAUCUAUCUCACGCGUUCUCUCUGUCUCUGUCUCUCAUACUCGCUUCCUCUCUUUCCCCACGUUCUCUCACUCUCUCGCGUUCUUUAUCUUGCACUCGCGUUCUCUCUGUCUCUCUCGUUCUCUCUGUCUUGCGUUCUCUCUCUCUCUUUACUUUCUCUCCCAGUCGCGUUCUCCCUCUCACGUUCUCUAUCUCUCACUCGCGUUGUCUCACUACCGCGUUCCAUCAGUCUCUUUCUCUUUUUAACUCGCGUUCUCUCUCCCCCACCUUCUCUCUGUCUCUCUCUAUCUCACGCGUUCUCUCUCGUACUCUCUCUCUCUCUCUCUCUUGCGCCCGUCCUCUCUUUCUGGCGUUCUCUAUCGUGCGUUCUCUCUCUUUCUCUUUCUCUAUCUGGUGUUCUCUCUUUAUCUCUCUCUCUCUUUCUCUGGUGUUCUCUCUUGCAUACUAUGUCUGUCUCUUUGUUUCUCGCGUACCUUCUCUUUCCCUCUAUUUCUUUCUUUCUUUUUCUCUCUCUCUCUUUCUGUAUCUUUCUCUCUAUAUCUCUCUUUCUUUAUAUAUCUCUUUCUCUAUCUUUAUGUAUCUCUCUUUCUCUCUCUCUCUCGUGUUUUUUCUUUCUUUCUCUCUUUAUCUCUCGUGUUGUCUUUCUGCUCUCCUCUCUUUCUCUCUCGUGUUGUCUACCUGUCCUUCACUCUCUCUCUCUCUCUCGUGCGUGUCUAACUCUUUGUCUAUCUCUCGUAUUUUCUCUCACUCUCCUCUCUAUCUCUCGUGUUGUCUCUCACUCUUACUCUCUAUCUCACGUGUUGUCUAUCUGUCUGUCACGUUCUCUCUCUCUUUAUCUCUCAUGUUGUCUAUCUCUCUCUCAUUCUCUAUCCUACGUGUUGUCUCCCACUCUCACUCUAUCUUCAUCUCUCGUAUUGUCUGUCUCUCAUUUUUCUCUCUAUCUCUCGCGUUGUCUGUCAGUCUCUCACUUUCUCUCUCUUUGCUUUUAUCUCUCGUGUUGUCUACUUAUCUCUCAAUGUAUCUCUCUCUUUAUUUCUUGUGUUGUCUAUCUGUCUCUCCCCUCUCUCUCUCUCUCUCUCUCUCUCUCUCUCUCUCCCUCUCUCUCCCCCCCUCUCUCUCGUUUUGUUUAUCUGGCUCUUUUUGGUCUUUAA